AUGAUCACGACGGCUCCGUUUUGGACCGGUGGCGUAAAGGUACCUCAUCCAAGUGUAAAGAAGAUCGUUUGCUUUGAUCGGAUUUUAGGGUUUGGGUGUUCGGUGCGAACUCUGGCCAGUCUCCCUCCGAGGGAGGAGGUGGUGAGGAAAGCGUCUAAAGCGAGUGACUCGGGAGCUUCUUUCAAACGAUUCAUGGCGUCGACACACCUCGCGACUUGUGGAGAAGAAUUGCUUUGCUCUCUCGCAGACUUGGCCGCUCGAAUUGCUGCUCGAAAAGCUCUAAGAAAUCUUGCUUGUUCAUGGUUUCUCGUUAUCGACUUUCUCUGUAUCGAGAUUUUCAACGAAAGAUGUAUGGAUUGUUGGAGAGUGUGGUCGCUUGUUGCGGUUUAUAUAGGCAACACCUGA
This is a messenger RNA of Microthlaspi erraticum, 405 nucleotides long. Lineage: Eukaryota; Viridiplantae; Streptophyta; Magnoliopsida; Brassicales; Brassicaceae. The record is from the annotation of a GenBank genome assembly.